AUGCCCUCCGUCCAGCGCUGGUGGGCGGCUUCCAUUCCAGAAACUCCCGUCGCAUCCAAGGAUCUGGCACAGCUGCUGCGGACAGAUUAUUUACUUACUGCCUAUGGCGAAACAAGACAGAAUGAUGAAAUUGUAAAGACUCUGUGGUCUCGUGUGCCAGUCAUAACCAAAACCAUCUUGGACAACAGUACAGGGACGAAGCUGAAGCGGUGA
Messenger RNA from Knipowitschia caucasica, 213 nucleotides. NCBI's taxonomy places the organism in Eukaryota, Metazoa, Chordata, Actinopteri, Gobiiformes, Gobiidae. The record is from the annotation of a GenBank genome assembly.